This is a messenger RNA of Oryza brachyantha (malo sina), 1833 nucleotides long. RefSeq lists its product as uncharacterized. Bases 1 to 1833 code for a protein of 610 amino acids. The transcript has 2 exons. The record is from RefSeq and is a predicted model, not a curated record. NCBI's taxonomy places the organism in Eukaryota, Viridiplantae, Streptophyta, Magnoliopsida, Poales, Poaceae.
AUGGGUAGUUUGUUGGAACUACUUGAUGUGUGGGAGAUCCAGUUGCUUGUGCUUGUUAGCUUCAUCCUUCAAGUGUUCCUCUUCUUCACCGGCAGUCUUCGAAAGCGAAGCACCAAUGGAUUGCUCAGGGGCACCAUUUGGUUGGCAUACCUAGGAGCAGACUUGGUAGCGAUUUAUGCUCUAGGUUACCUCUCGCGACACGUGGACACCACUGUCAAAAAGGGCUACAGCACAUUAGGGGAAAGCCACCCACUUGUUUUCCUGUGGGCGCCUUUCCUCCUGAUUCAUCUUGGUGGGCAGGACACCAUCACUGCUUUCUCCAUAGAGGACAAUAACCUGUGGCUGAGACAUCUGCUAAACUUGGUAGUUCAGGUGACCUUGUCCUUGUAUGUAUUCUUGAAGUCCACUUCCUGGCACAACAAUGUGCAGCUUCUUGUUCCGGGCAUUCUCUUGUUUGCUGCUGGAAUUAUCAAGUAUGGAGAGCGGACAGUGGCUCUCAUGUGUGGGAGACAAAGCAACAACAUCAUGUCACCCGCUAUUAAAAUUAGCAAGGAGAUGUUUCAGAACAGUUCAGCUGUGAUGUUUACAAGGGACUUCAUGGUGCCCAAAGUCUUGGAUAUUGAGCUUAGUUUGAUGUAUGAUGAUAUGUAUACCAAGGGUGCAUUACUACAGAAAAGAAGUGCCAUCGUAACACGGUGCAUCUCUCAAGUAUGUAUUAUUGCUGCCCUCGUGAUAUUUGCUGUCAUGAGCAACAAACAAGCACCUGGCAUAUCACACAGUAGUGUUGAUGUUGGGAUCACCUACAUGUUGUUUAUUGGAAGUAUUCUGCUAGAUGUCUGUGCUUUGUUUACAGUGUUGCUGGCUUCACCUUGGACAUGGUGGUGGCUAGAGGAUCGAGGAUAUCAUAGGUUGGCUCACAUAUCAUGGUCUCUUGUUGGGAGGCCAGAAUCAAGGCCACUGUGGUCAAACAAAAUGGGCCAGUACUGCUUUCUAAGCUACCUUGGCUCGUACAAUGAGCCAGUUACAGUGUCCCAAAGAGUGGUGGGAAUGAUGAGGAAGAUAGCGAGAGCAGUCGGCGUUGAAAGCCAGGAGAUCAACUGGAAAUUAUUUUGGGUGAGCAAGUUGGUUGACACCAGGUACGAGACGGUCGACAAAGAGGUGAUGAAGUGUGUGGUGGAUGAGAUUCUAAGCCUCACAUCAUCCAGACAAUUCAGGCAGAAGUAUCGACACAUGGGGCCAUUUAUCAACUGGUUGUCAGGAAUGGGAUCACAACUUGGCGGAUUUGCUUUUUCCAUUAAAUUGCUGCAUGUUAUAACAAAUACUUACUUGAUGAAAGUCAGUGAGGCAUCCAGCUCCUCCAUCACCGCUUUGGCAAAAGUCUGCCAAAAAUUAUCCAACUAUAUGAUGUACCUGGUUUCUGUGGACAAAGAUGUUUCUACCUUAUUGCAGCGGGGAAUUAUGAAUACCAGAUUUUUCUGGACGAUUUUGGACGACAUCACCGUCAAUAGCAUGGACUUCUCCCCGGAUGAUCUCAUAGAGAAACUACGAUAUGGAGACGCCGGCAAGGUAUUCCCUUGGAUGGAGGAGCAGAACGAGGAGGCGCUGGAGGAGCUGAGAGACGUUUGGGUGAGGCUCCUCAUCUACGCCGCCAGCAAGUCCCGGAGGGAGGCACACGCGGCGCAGCUGGCCAGAGGUGGGGAGCUCCUCACCUUCGUAUGGCUGCUCAUGCAACACCGUGGCAUCGGGGAUGGCAUGCCGCUUCGGCUCGAUCUGUCAGCUGCCCCAUCUGGAGAUGACCCUAUAUUCAAAGUAAUCAACCUCUUCGAUCUCUAG